ACCGAGUCCAUCAUCAAGCAGCAGAGAGACUUUUUCUGUCUACUGCUUCUCUCUCUCUCACGCAUUACCGCAAACGCAAUGGCUUCACUCUUCAGAGACCUCUCCUUAGGCCAUUCUAAGAGAGAGUCGCCGUCGCCACCUCCGUCGUUACAACCGCCGUCAAGAAUGCCGUCAUCAAAGCUCAUCGUCACUGAUCUAGAAUCUCCACUGGGCCAGCUCUCCUCCCAACUCACUGACUCCGACUUACGCGCCACUGCUUACGAGAUCUUCGUUGCCGUUUCUCGAACCUCCGCCGGUAAAGCCCUCACGUUUACAUCCAGCUCAGCAAGCAACUUCGUCGACGCGCCUAAUAAUAAUCACGCGCCUCACUCGCCCGGCACUCCCGUGUUGCAGAAGUCACUCACUUCAGCUGCUGCUAGUAAAAUGAAGAAAGCUUUGGGGUUGAAAUCGCCGAGGAAGAGUCCGGGUUCGGGUCCGGGUCAGGGGAAGUCGAAACGGCCUUUGACCGUUGGAGAGUUGAUGAGGUGUCAAAUGCGGGUUUCUGAGAGUGAUGAUUCGAGAAUUAGGAGAGCUCUUGUUAGGGUUUCUGCUGCUCAGGUUGGAAGGAGAAUUGAGUCGGUUGCUCUUCCGCUAGAACUAUUACAGCAGCUAAAGGUUUCUGAUUUUACUGAUCAACAAGAGUAUGAAACAUGGCAGAAGAGAACUUUAAAAGUAAUCGAGGCUGGACUUCUUAUGCAUCCUCGUGUUCCGCUUGAUAAAUCAAAUCUUAAUUCACAACGUCUGCGGCAAAUUAUUAAUGGGGCUAUGGAUAGGCCUAUAGAAACUGGAAAGAAUAAUGAGUCAAUGCAAGUGCUUCGUGGUGCGGUUAUGUCUCUAGCUAGUAGAUCAGAUGGAUCUAUUUCUGAGAUAUGCCAUUGGGCUGAUGGGAUUCCUCUGAACCUGCGCCUUUAUGAAAUGCUUCUAGAAGCUUGCUUUGAUGUUUAUGAUGAAACUUCUUUAGUUGAGGAAAUUGAGGAACUUAUGGAACAAAUCAAGAAGACUUGGAUUAUUCUUGGUAUGAGUCAAAUAUAUCAUAACCUUUGUUUUACAUGGGUUUUAUUUCACCGGUUUGUUGCGACUGGCCAAGUGGAGACAGACCUACUUGAUGCUGCUGAUGGUCAGUUGGUUGAAGUUGCAAAAGAUGCAAAGACAACGAAGGAUCCACUGUACGCUAAGAUUUUGAGUUCUACAUUGAGUUCAAUAUUGGGUUGGGCGGAAAAAAGGCUCCUGGCGUAUCAUGAUACAUUCGAUAGAGGAAAUAUUGAGACCAUGCAGUGCAUUGUUUCUCUGGGAGUGUCAGCAGCCAGGAUUCUGGUUGAAGAUAUAUCUAACGAAUAUCGUAGAAAGAGGAAAGGGGAAACUGAUGUUGCUCGAAGUAGGAUUGACACUUACAUCAGAUCAUCAUUACGUACUGUUUUUGCACAGUUGAUGGAGAAAGCAGACUCAAGCAGGAGAGCAUCAAAAAAUCAGCCGAAUCCUCUUCCUGUUCUUGCAAUUCUUGCAAAGGAUGUUGGUGAGCUGGCAAAAAAUGAAAAGCAAGUGUAUAGUCCAGUAUUGAAGAGAUGGCAUCCGUUUGCAGCAGGUGUAGCCAUGGCCAUUUUGCAUGCCUGCUAUGGAAACGAGAUAAAACAAUUCAUAUCAGGCAUAAUGGAUUUAACACCAGAUGCUGUACAGGUCUUGAGAGCUGCAGACAAACUGGAGAAAGAUCUUGUGCAAAUUGCUGUAGAAGAUUCAGUGGACAGUGAUGAUGGCGGGAAGGCAAUAAUCCGUGAAAUGCCUCCUUAUGAAGCUGAAGCUGCAAUUGCCAAUCUGGUAAAAUCAUGGAUCAGAACAAGGCUGGAUAGACUAAAGGAAUGGGUCGACAGAAAUUUGCAACAGGAAGCUUGGAAUCCACAAGCAAAUCAAGAAGGAUUUGCUCCGUCGGCUGUUGAAGUUCUUCGAAUCAUUGAUGAAACUUUAGAUGCAUAUUUUCAGCUACCUAUACCAAUGCAUCCAGCAUUGCUUCCUGACUUGAUUGCUGGCCUGGAUAAAUGUCUUCAAUAUUAUGUGACCAAGGCAAAAUCUGGCUGUGGAUCGCGCAAUACAUAUGUGCCGACUAUGCCGGCAUUGACCAGAUGUGAAAUCGGAUCAAAGUUUCAAGGUGUGUGGAAAAAGAAAGAGAAGUCACCAAAUCCUCAGAAGAAGAAUCCUCAGGUAGCAACAAUGAAUGGAGACAGUUCCUUUGGAAUACCCCAGCUCUGUGUGCGAAUAAACACUGUGCACCGAAUCCGAGCCGAGUUGGAUGUUUUGGAGAAGAGAAUAAUAACCCACUUAAGAAACUCUGAAUCCGCUCAUACAGAAGACUUCUCAAAUGGCUUGGCGAAGAGGUUUGAAUCCACACCAUCUGCCUGCAUUGAAGGAGUUCAGCAACUCAGUGAGUCACUGGCUUAUAAAAUUGUUUUCCACGAUUUGCGUCAUGUUCUAUGGGAUGGUUUGUACGUUGGGGAGCCGUCAUCUUCUAGAAUUGAGCCUUUUCUCCAAGAGCUUGAGCGAAACUUGAUUAUCAUAGCAGACAUAAUGCAUGAAAGAGUUCGUACUCGGAUUGUUACUGAUUUAAUGAGAGCUUCUUUUGAUGGAUUUUUGCUAGUUUUGCUUGCGGGAGGGCCGUCUCGUGCUUUUACGCGUCAGGAUUACGAAAUAAUAGAAGAUGAUUUUAAAUCCCUUAAAGAUCUAUUUUUGGCAAAUGGGGAUGGAUUGCCUGCUGAGUUGAUAGAGAAGUUUGGAAUUACAGUCAGAGGUGUUCUUCCCCUUUAUCGAACUGAUACAGACAGCCUCAUUGAGCGAUUUAGACGUGAAACGUUGGAAGCAUAUGGCUCUUCUGCCAGGUCCAGACUUCCAUUACCUCCAACUUCAGGAGAAUGGAACCCUACUGAACCAAACACACUCCUUCGAGUGUUGUGUCUCCGGAAUGACGAAGCAGCAUCAAAGUUUCUAAAGAAAACUUACAAUUUGCCUAAGAAACUAUAACGAAGUUAGAUGGCUGAAUAUGACAAAUGCAAGUCAUUUCUUAUAUGGUAAAAGAAUACAGAAUACACUUCUAUGGAUAGACAGUUGUAUUUAGCGCAGAUGGCACCCGAAAGGAUGCUCGAUAUCAUGAGCGUAGAUGAGCCGCCUGGCGUUUGGGAAAUAGCAGUGAGUUUGUAUAGUACUUUAAAAAUGUAUUGGCCGUGUUCGUGCCGCUUGAACAGGAUUUUGGAAGCAGGGUAGAAGAAAGGAAGAUGGCUUUGCUUGUUGAAGGCUGGUAUAUAUCUAGUAAUUUUAUUUAUUUAUUCAAUUAUUAUAAAGCUGACCAGAUUCCUUCUGCCCUGCUUUUAUUUUUUCUUCUGUCUAUUGUAUACAGCAAUAUAUAAACUUAUGAGCUUGAUUUUUUCCUCUUUA
Molecule: messenger RNA, 3456 nt
Organism: Mercurialis annua (annual mercury)
Lineage: Eukaryota; Viridiplantae; Streptophyta; Magnoliopsida; Malpighiales; Euphorbiaceae
Product: protein unc-13 homolog
Exons: 5
Coding region: 79-3045 (988 amino acids)
Source: RefSeq, a predicted model, not a curated record